AUGGGAAGUAGUGACAGUGUCCAAGCCUUCAUCAGAAUCAACAUUUCCUUCCCCUGCAACUGCAUCAAAGAUGAAUUCCUCGGCCACACGUUCCACUGCAAUAUUGAAAGUGGCGACACCUAUGCAUCCAUCGUCAACAAGUCCUAUUCCAACUUGACCACGAUUAACUGGUUAGAGCAGUUCAAUAGCUAUACGGCGACCAAUAUAUCGGACGACGGUGUGCUUAAUGUCACAGUGAGUUGCUUAUGUGGAGAUAGUUCGAUUUCCAAGGAUUAUGGAUUGUUUAUUACCUACCCUCUCCGGGCUGGAGAUAUUCUGGAGUCGAUUGCGAGGGAGUCAAAUAUUGCUACUGACAUGCUGCGGAGAUACAAUAUUGACGUGGACUUUUAUGCAGGGACCGGUUUUGUUUACGUUCCAGGCAAAGAUACUUUCAUUAGCCUUUCAUAA
Messenger RNA from Hevea brasiliensis (rubber tree), 447 nucleotides. RefSeq names its product chitin elicitor receptor kinase 1-like. Gene Ontology annotation, molecular function: transmembrane receptor protein kinase activity. The record is from RefSeq and is a predicted model, not a curated record. Gene Ontology annotation, biological process: innate immune response. The transcript has a single exon. Bases 1 to 447 code for a protein of 148 amino acids. NCBI's taxonomy places the organism in Eukaryota, Viridiplantae, Streptophyta, Magnoliopsida, Malpighiales, Euphorbiaceae.